This is a messenger RNA of Rhincodon typus (whale shark), 1997 nucleotides long. It is a transcript of the gene aprt, whose product is annotated as adenine phosphoribosyltransferase. Gene Ontology annotation, biological process: AMP salvage; adenine salvage. Gene Ontology annotation, cellular component: cytoplasm. The transcript is spliced from 5 exons. Gene Ontology annotation, molecular function: AMP binding; adenine binding; adenine phosphoribosyltransferase activity. Lineage: Eukaryota; Metazoa; Chordata; Chondrichthyes; Orectolobiformes; Rhincodontidae. The record is from RefSeq and is a predicted model, not a curated record. The coding region runs from base 137 to 697 and encodes 186 amino acids.
UCCCCCAAUGGCUGGGAUCACCAACAGCGGGCUCAAGUUGCAAACGCCAGUUGUGUUCCGUCCUUUGUGUUGAGUUAGUACCGUCCGGAAGGGGUGGUGUCAAGUUUAGCAGCCUGUGUGUGUGCCUGGAGGGGCUAUGAAAAUGUGUUCCGAGUCGGAAUCACUGGAACAGAAGCUGCGGCUGGUACACAGCACCAUCAAAUCUUACCCCGACUUCCCCACCGAGGGCAUCCUUUUUCGAGACGUCUUCCCUCUUUUGCACAAUCCCAAAGCCUUCAGUGCAGUUAUUGACCUGUUUGAAGAUCACUUGAAAAAGACGUUUCCUGUGAUUGAUUUAUUUGUUGGGUUAGAUGCCCGUGGAUUCCUAUUUGCCCCAAUUCUGGCACAAAAGUUUGGAAUUGGUUUUGUGCCAGUUCGAAAGAAAGGAAAGCUGCCGGGGCCAACCUUGUCUGUGAGCUACAGUUUAGAAUACGGAGAGGCUGAAGUCGAGUUGCAACAUGAUGUUAUUCAAGCAAAUCAGAAAGUUGUCAUUGUCGAUGAUUUGCUUGCAACAGGAGGUACUCUGUCAGCCGCCUGUGACUUGCUGAACAAAACGGGAGCUAAUAUUCUUGAAUGUUUGGUAGUGAUUGAAAUUAAGGCUCUGAAUGGUGCAAAGAAAUUGAAUUGUGUGCCUCUGCACUCACUUGUGCAGUUCUAGGUUGUUGUUCCUUUUUCUGAAUUGGGAUUACUCUGCAGUAUUUCAUUCUGUAAUAGUCAGAUGGAUUUACAGUUUUGAGGGCUGAUUCCAUUAAUUCCAUUUUUAAUAUAUAGCAAUUUUGUCAUAUUGGAUAAAACAAAAAUUUUCAAAUUUUUACGUCAUUUGAUUUGCGCAGACUUAUGCCUAUUAACGCAUACCCUUCUACUUCCAACUUAUACCUCAGUUAGUGUGAUUUUAAAAGGAAAUUAAAAUAAGUUAAAGGGUGUUAAACUUUAAAUUGCCUAGUUUUAAAAUUUAUCCAGUUUAAAACCAUAUUUUAAAUGCACAUGAACCAUAAACACUGAACAGUUGGACUCUAGAAAAGAGAAGCCACUUGUAAUUUGUCAUUUCUACAAAGACAACUGGUGUUUUUACACAGUUCACUUCUUUCCAUUUCACUAUUAGUCAAAGGUUCGUUUGGUGGUGGCUGUCCUCUGGUAUCUGGCCCGACUGACAAGGAAUGUGACACAGUGGUAUGUCCCCACCUCUGGUCUAAAGGCCUGGGUUCGAAUCCCACCUGCACCAGAGAUUAUAAUAAUGUCUCUGAACAUGUUGGUUAGAAGGAAAUCGAGAGUUUAAAAAAAAAUGCCCAACUGACAAUUAAUUCAUGUGAGCCACAUCAUUGAGUUGGAGAUCUCAAAGGGUGAGAGUAAUUUUUGGGGUGUGUGGGCAAUUGUAACAUCUCAUUAUCUCUGCUAUGGCUGAGAACUUUUUGAGCUCAAAGACCAUCUUGGCCUAUGGGUGAACUACUCUCUGAGCUAACCAACCUGAGUUGAUGCAGAGUGAUGCCAACAGCAUGGGUUCAAUUCUUGCAUUAGCUGAGGUUACCAUGAAGGACUCUCCUUCUCAACGUCUUCCCUCACCCAAGGUGUGAUGACCCUCUGGCUAAAUCGCCACCAGUUAUCUCACUCAGAGAGCAGCUCUGUCACCUGGUAUGGUGGCUUUAUCUUUACAAAUUGAAUCACUGGGGAAUCCCACAAGCUAUUUAAAUGACCACAGCACCUCUGUCUCAAACACAAGGUUUCGUAAGCUUGAUCGAGCUGCCUGUCUUGAUCUGCCAGACAUCAAAUUGCGAGGCUGGCAUGAGCUGACUGGUAUUUAUUCAGUAGAGUGCAGCUCUUCAUCUGUUUAAUUAUAUUGAAUUUUACUGCAGGUCUCAACUGGAGAAAGCUUGUUACAAUUUUCAUAAUGUAGAUGACUUCAAUUAUGUUCAGUUUUGACAAAAAUAACAUUCCAAAAUAAACAUAAAAUGUAUUAAGAA